This is a messenger RNA of Brienomyrus brachyistius, 973 nucleotides long. RefSeq names its product 6-pyruvoyltetrahydropterin synthase (gene pts). The record is from RefSeq and is a predicted model, not a curated record. The transcript has 6 exons. Gene Ontology annotation, cellular component: mitochondrion. Gene Ontology annotation, biological process: tetrahydrobiopterin biosynthetic process. NCBI's taxonomy places the organism in Eukaryota, Metazoa, Chordata, Actinopteri, Osteoglossiformes, Mormyridae. Bases 69 to 515 code for a protein of 148 amino acids. Gene Ontology annotation, molecular function: 6-pyruvoyltetrahydropterin synthase activity.
CUGUUAAAUGACGAGCUCUUUGCAUCGUCGCAGAUUUUACACGUUUUUCUCCUAGUUGUGCUUGUAAAAUGGAAGGCAAGCAGCAGCAAAGCGGUGUGAACGAGCGCAUCGGAUACUUAACCCGAGUGGAGAGUUUUAGCGCUUGCCAUCGCCUUCACAAUAAGUCACUCAGUGAUGAAGAGAACAAAAAGAUUUUUGGAAAGUGCAGCAACCCCCACGGUCAUGGGCAUAACUAUAAAGUUGAAGUGACGGUACGUGGAAAAAUUGAUCAUGUAACUGGUAUGGUCAUGAAUCUGACAGACCUCAAGCACUACAUAGAGGAAGCAGUCAUGAUACCACUUGACCACAAAAACCUGGAUAAGGACGUGCCAUACUUUGAAAAUGUGGUCAGCACAUCAGAAAAUUUGGCUGUGUACAUCUGGGACCGCUUGUUGGAGCUCCUUCCACCUGGUUUGCUGUAUGAGAUCAAGAUACAUGAAACUGACAAGAACAUUGUUAUUUACAGAGGAGAAUAAGCAGACAUAUUGCUUAAUUAAGGUAUUUUAAAUAAUAUAAUUAAGAUUAUUAUAAUUUCACUGCAAAAAUUAAGAGAAUAAUAGUGAUGUGUUUUUUUAUAUAUAAAUUAGCACUUAAAAUACUGAUGAUAUAUUGAGUAUAGUAUAGGUACUGUCAGAGGUUACAAUGCCAGUGGGACCAUGCUGCAUGUGUGACAUUGAUAUUAAUUUCUUUGGUGUCAAAAGUUUUAAUUUCUGGUUCGGAGCAGUAGGUUAAAAAGUCUUGCAGAGACGUCCAUCUGCGUCUCCUGAUUUACAGUUUGGUACAGCAAGUUACGUACAGAUCACACCCUGAAAAUGUUUUCCGAUGAUGUUGGAUUACAGAUAAUAUAUGCACAUCAAUGUCCUAUCACUGUUUAAUAAGUGAAAUCCCAAACUCACUUAACUUUUAAAAUUACAACUAUUUUUCUGCAAAUGUA